AACGAUUCCGACACCAGACCCGUGAUCGAAAGAGGUCCGAUCGAUCCUGCUUGUCUCGAACCGCUGACCCUGCUUCGUUGUCUCGGAGUCGCUCUACCCCAAUCGCUGCCCUCACCACAACCACAACCACAACCACAAAGGAAAAGCCCACGCAACCACAGGAAACCUCCCCCCCCCACACACACACACCACCAAUCGAAAAACCACCAUGCUGUCUCGGGUUCUUCCCGCCGCGAGGUCGCGGUGGCACUCGGCCUAUUCCCAUGCCCGACGCCGCUGUGCCUCUUCCGGUUCCGGCACCACCACGGCGCCCUCGUCGGUCUCCUUCGAAAAGAUGGAAACCGACAAGCGGUACAAGCCCACGACGGACGUCCCGGAGUCCCUUCUGUCGUCCCCCGAGGGAAGCCCCAGCCCCUUUUCGAUCCGGGGGCAGUUCCGGGAGGGACGGGCGGCCUACCUGGACAUGUCGGCGACCACGCCCAUGGACCCCCGCGUCCUGGACGCCAUGGGACCCUACAUGGUGGGCUCCUACGGAAACCCCCACUCAAAGACCCACGCCUUUGGGUGGGAGGCGGAGGCCGCCGUGGAGAAGGCCCGGGCACAGAUCGCGGCCCUGAUCUCCGGGGAUCCAAAGGACAGCGAAAACGAAAACGAGAACCAAACCGAGAGCGGGGCGCCCAAGAAGAAGCGGGGCCGCCGGAAGGGCGUCGACCCGAAGGAGAUCAUCUUCACCUCGGGCGCGACGGAAAGCAACAACCUCAGCAUCAAGGGGGCGGCCCAUUUCUACAAGAAACGGGGAAAGCACGUCAUCACCACCCAGACGGAGCACAAGUGCGUUCUGGACAGCUGCCGGAGCCUCGAGAUGGAGGGAUACGAGGUGACCUACCUGCCCGUCCAGGCCUCCACCGGUCGUGUCGACAUGAAAGACCUCGAGGCGGCCGUCCGGGACGACACCAUCCUGGUCAGCGUCAUGGCCGUCAACAACGAGAUCGGGACCCUCCAGCCCCUGCGGGAGAUCGGGGAGCUCUGCCGGUCCCGGAAGAUCGUCUUCCACUGCGACGCGGCGCAGAUGCUCGGCAAGAUGCCCCUCGACGUGGACGAGUACAAGAUCGAUCUCAUGUCCAUGUCCUCCCACAAGAUCUACGGACCGAAGGGGAUCGGGGCCCUCUACGUCCGGCGGCGCCCCCGGGUCCGCCUCGAGCCCAUUUUCUCCGGGGGCGGCCAGGAACGCGGCCUGCGCUCCGGGACCCUCCCCCACGCGCUCUGCGUCGGCUUUGGCCACGCCUGCGAGCUGGCGGCCCGGGAACGGCCCUUUGACGAGGAGUGGAUCGGGUACCUCUCCGAGAAGCUCCGCAGGGGCAUCGAGGAAUCCAUCCCCGACGUCGUCCGCAACGGCGACCCCGACCACAACUACCCGGGCUGCCUCAACUACAGCUUUGCCUACGUCGAGGGAGAGUCCCUCCUGAUGGCCCUCAAGAACAUUGCCGUCUCCUCGGGGUCUGCCUGCACCUCGGCGAGCCUGGAGCCCUCCUACGUGCUGCGGGCCCUGGGGGUGGACGACGAGCUGGCACACUCGAGCCUGAGGUUCGGGAUCGGCCGGUUCACGACCGAGGAAGAGGUGGACUUUGUCCUGGAGCUCCUCCGGAAGCACGUCGUCCGCCUCAGAGAGAUGAGCCCCCUGUGGGAGAUGGUCCAGGAGGGCAUCGACCUCAAGGAAAUCCAGUGGUCCCAGGACGAGCACCACCACCACCACUAGUUGCAGGACCGGGAAUAGUACGCGAUAGUCUACGAUUCGAAUCACAACCACGGUUAUAAUUACUUGUAAGAUAGUAGCAGUUUUUUAGCCGCACGCACCGACUUCGAGCAUAGAGGGCCCGGAGAUGCAUAUAUAUUAUACUUGAAAUGUAUACAUAUCCCUCGCCAGGUGCGAACCGUAGGAACCGAAUUAUCGCACAGAAUGCUAUGUGAGCAUAGCGAUGGAAGCGGAUUGCACUCGAAACAACGAACCAUUCUUUCGAACAGGCCCGGCGCAGAUGUUUCCAUCGCGGUGGUAUGGUGGGUCCGAUGGCGAGCGGCACCAAACAGAAAACCCCGUGUUUGUGGAACCCCCGUUUGGUCACAGAAUCUCCGCUGGGAGCGGAGUUGCUGGCAGAGCCUUCCGUACGGUGCGGCCCGGUUUGCGCCGGAACCGAUGGGUCCGCGAAAUCCUCUCCGCAACAAACGCACGUCCGUACG
This is a messenger RNA of Pseudo-nitzschia multistriata, 2235 nucleotides long. NCBI's taxonomy places the organism in Eukaryota, Bacillariophyta, Bacillariophyceae, Bacillariales, Bacillariaceae. The record is from the annotation of a GenBank genome assembly.